Messenger RNA from Archocentrus centrarchus (flier cichlid), 2121 nucleotides. RefSeq names its product fibromodulin a (gene fmoda). The transcript is spliced from 6 exons. Lineage: Eukaryota; Metazoa; Chordata; Actinopteri; Cichliformes; Cichlidae. The coding region runs from base 337 to 1386 and encodes 349 amino acids. The record is from RefSeq and is a predicted model, not a curated record. Gene Ontology annotation, molecular function: protein binding.
GAUUGAAUGUGCUGCUCACAGAUGGGAACAAUCCCUCAAAGCCACUGCAUCUCACAUCAUUCACACUGGAGGAAAAAAAGGCUUCAGAGUGGGCUGUGGGCCAUUCCUGAACAAAUGCAAUGGGGUGCAGCCAAUUGGUGGAAGUAAUCAAAAGCACAAGAAAAAGAGAAACGCGUGUGGAGGGGGCUGGCAUGACAGAAAGGAGAGCAGGGAGGGGAGAAAAGACUUUUUUAUAAAGUGUGUCAGAGUCCCCUACAGUCCUGAGCACACUUCAAGAAAGAGCUGGGACAAGAGGGCCAGUACCUUUGAUCAGUUAACCUUUGUGUGACUUCAAUCAUGCGUCUGGUGAUCCUUUUCCUUUUAUCUGUCCUACUUCCACUCGUUCUCUCCCAUGGAUGGGAUCACUUAGCCGGGGCAUAUUACCAGCAGAACCAAGGAUACCUUUAUGGCUCCCUGUAUGCAGACAGAGCAGGAGGGGAGUGUCCUGAGGAGUGUGACUGCCCCCCUUCUUUCCCUGUUGCCAUGUACUGUGACAGUCGAGGCCUUACCGCCGUGCCAACCAUUCCCUCCCAUAUCAAAUACUUGUACCUUCAACACAACGCCAUCACAGCUUUGCCGGACUCAGCUCUAAGCAAUGCAACCAAUCUGGUGUGGCUUAUGAUUCAUUAUAACCAGCUGACAUCUGAAUCAAUUGGCAAGAAGGCAUUUCUGAAGUUGGAGGCACUCGAGCGUUUAUAUCUACAACAUAACAAUUUGACAAGCAUUCCUUCAAACCUUCCCCGCUCUCUGCUAGACCUGAGAAUUGAUCAUAACAAGAUUGAGAAGGUAUCACCUACAGACCUAGAGGGAAUGGAUAACCUCACUGUCCUGUAUCUUCAUAAUAACGGUCUCUCAGAGGUGGGCUCAUCGCUGAAGGCACUGAAAUCUCUCAUACUCCUUGACAUCAGUGGCAACAAGUUGACAAAGGUCCCAGAUCCGCUACCUGCAAACCUGCACCAGCUCUACAUGGAGUACAACUCCAUUGACUCUGUACCAGAAGCUUUCCUGAGCAAGUUCACACAGCUGCAGUAUAUCAGGAUGUCACACAACCUGCUCACAGAUAAAAGCAUCCCUGCUAACACCUUUAAUGUGUCUGGGCUGGUGGAGUUGGACCUGAGCUUCAACAACUUAGAGCGAAUUCCUUUAGUCAGCACCACGCUACAACAUCUUUAUCUGCAAGCCAAUCAAAUCAAAGAGUUUACUCUGGGUAGCUUCUGCAGUGUCGUGGACAUGACAAAUUUCUCCAAACUGCUAACACUGCGACUGGAUGGAAAUGGGAUCAGUCCACAGAACAUCCCCGUAGACUCAAGCCUUUGUCUGCGCCAGGUUUUGGACAUUGAGAUCUAGCCACGUGCAGAACACAGUCUUGUGGCUCAAAUGCAGCAGAGUUUAAAGCAUGCACUUACAGCAUGACUUAUUUUUGACAGAUCACAACAGAUGUAAGUUAAUAUCUACAGUAGGUAGUGGCAGUUAUUAACACGCAGUAUUUUCCCAAAAGUGAAUUCAAAGAGUGUCACUAUGAACAGGCUUCACAGGAAACUCAUGCAGUUAAAAAAAAAAGAAAGCUGUUCCUGCUCUUUCUUGCAAGUGGGAAUAUUAAUUUCAGAUUCAUGAGGAUAAAACAGCAUCAAUGAGCCUUUAGACACACACACACAAAAAAAACCCCAGCAUAAGCUGAUUAAAAUGUGUGAACCAUUCAAGGAUGUUUCUCUGAUGCUGAUCCUACUUACACUUUGCUGUUGGGAUCAAUAACCUUUAUGAUCAGUGGUUUUAUUCUUUUAUCUGCCUGCAUCGUCCUCCAUAUAUUUUAUUGUUUUGUCGACUAAGGUGAUGAUUAACAAUUUGUAUCAUGUAUACUGUGAAAUGUAUAAUUUCAACUAUAAAUCAUUAGCUUUCAUAUAAUACUAUAAACACAAUUAUGGUGUCUACUGCAUGUUAUUUCACUUGGCUACAUUAUUUUAUCUUUCUAAUAGAAAAAUGCUGACAGCUUGAGUCUGUUGAAGAUCCUCUUUUUGCACCGUAAAAUCAAAUUUUCUUAGAGACAUAGAAAAUAUCUAUAUAUACUGACAGAGGGUUUUUGUU